Molecule: messenger RNA, 7344 nt
Organism: Mizuhopecten yessoensis (Yesso scallop)
Lineage: Eukaryota; Metazoa; Mollusca; Bivalvia; Pectinida; Pectinidae
Exons: 17
Coding region: 358-5574 (1738 amino acids)
Cellular component (GO): cytoplasm
Source: RefSeq, a predicted model, not a curated record
CGUCAGCGUUAUUCUGACAAUCUCGAUAAGGAAGGACGAGGGGGUUCCAACCGACGUAAACUUCAAGCAAGAACUACAAAACAGACUCCAAAUUGAGAAGAGGGUAUAAAAUGACGUGUAUUCCCAGAUUUUAAAAUCAUAUGUGAAAUAUCAUCAGUAUUGGAAAUCACGUUGCUGGAUAGGAGCAAUACUUAGAUUUCAACCCAUUGCUUUAUGCCAACAAGUAACCCGCUCUUCGUCGAAUGGAGAAUAGAACAUUGUUUUCGCAAAGACCCGACUAACGUAAGAUGUCUCCUGUGCAGACACGAAAGACGUGAUAUGUCUCCUGUACGAAAGACACGAAAGGCUUAGCAGAGGAUGGAACGCACUAAGAAAAACCCCGUUAUAGAAAAACUAACAUGUGGACUUCAGAAAGACUUCCAAAAAUUCGCAGUAGAGAUAGGGUACUCAGAGGAACAGUUGACAGAAUUCGAAAGAGUCUAUUCUGAACCAGAGGUGUAUCGAAAUGUGUUGCUGACAAGGUGGUACGACACUGCAGGUCGUCAUACAACAAAAGAAAACCACAUCAUAUAUAAAGCUUUACUAGCUAUUGAGCUAGCUGAUUUAGCGUCUACCUGCUUCUGUGGGCGUGUACCCGAUGUUCAUUCUGAGGAAAUAUUGGAGGAUUUGUUCGCAGACGUAAAGAAAAUUGAUGUUCCUUCAGCAAAAUCACAAGAGGAUACAGACCUCCAGCUUCCUGUACGAUCUAAAAAGGCAAAAAAGAAAAGAAAACGGAAAAAUGGAGGUGUACCCGUUGUUCAUUCUGAGGAAAUAUUGGAGGAUCUGUUCGCAGACGUAAAGAAAAUCGAUGUUCUUUCAGCAACAUCACAAAAGGAUACAGACCUCCAGCUUCCUGCACGAUCUAAAAAGACAAAAGAGAAAAGAAAACGGAAAAAUGAAGGUGUACCCGAUGUUCAUUCUGAGAAAAUAUUGGAGGAUCUGUUCGCAGACGUACAGAAAAUCGAUGUUCCUUCAGCAACAUCACAAGAAGAUACAGACCACCAGCUUCCUGCACGAUCUAAAAAGACAAUAGAGAAAACAAAACGGAAAGAUGAAGGUGUACCCGAUGUUCAUUCUGAGGAAAUAUUGGAGGAUCUGUUCGCAGACGUAAAGAAAAUCGAUGUUCCUACAGCAACAUCACAAGAAGAUACAGACCUCGAGCUUCCUGUACGAUCUAAAAAGGUAAAAGAGAAAAGAAAACGGAAAGUGGAAGGUGUACCCGAUGUUCAUUCUGAGGAAAUAUUGGAGGAUCUGUUCGCAGACGUAAAGAAAAUCGAUGUUCCUUCAGCAACAUCACAAGAGGAUACAGGUGUACCGGAAAUAUUGGAGGAUCUGUUCGCAGACGUAAAGAAAAUCGAUGUUCCUUCAGCAACAUCACAAGAGGAUACAGACCUCCAGUUUCCUGUACGAUCUAAAAAGGCAAAAGAGAAAAGAAAACGGAAAGAUAAAGGAUUGCAGAUGGUAUCCGAAGAAUCAGAGGGCAUCGUUAUGAUUGGGACAUACAACACAGUGACCGUGAACAAUUUUGUACAACCUUUGAAAACAGGUUGUCCUGAAGAAGAUGAAUGUUUGAGCAUACUAAAAGACAUACUGGACUUCACCGGUGAUAACUUUCACGGAAAACGUCAGAUGAAAUUGCAAAGUUUGGAAACCUGCUUCAAACAAAGAAAAGGCAAGCCAUUCAAAGAGAUAAAGGGUAUUUCAAUGAUUGAUUUUUUGAGGCGAUCAAACUCUUCGUUGCACUUAAUACAAACUAAAGAUCAAUGGUUUGUACAUAUGAAUCAUGGUAUUAAGAAAGAGGGAGUUAGUGCCACAAAGGUUAAGGGUAAGAUCCCAACAACAGAGCAUACACCAGAAUCUUCUAAAUAUCUUCCAGAUAAAAUAGAUAGUGUGUCUCAAAAUAAAACAUCAAUGCCAAAACGUAAAGAAAAUGUCAUUCCCCUAAAAUCGACUUUCGUUAGACCAAAGCGUGAAAUUAAAGAUCUUCCAUUUGAGCCAAACAAAUGCUCAGCAUUCGACGACUUCUUUCGUAAAGUUGGAUAUUUUCAGGAAAACGAAUAUAUCCUGAUGAUUCCAAAAAUAGAUCAUACAAAGCAUGAAAAUGCCUUAGCAAACAUUCCUUGGCUCUGCGUUUUUGACUUCGACUCAGAAAGCCAUGCAAAUGGUUUGUAUCACCGAGUUGAAGAAACUUUCAGAAAACAUCGAAAUUUGAUGACAUGUACAUGGAAAGAUCAACCGAACAUCACAGCAUGCGGGACUGAGUGGUGCUUUGUUUCAGGUUCAACACACGACCCAGAGAGUACAACACCUCAUCGUAACUGCAAACAAUGGUAUGUUAAGGUACAACAGCAUUUAACAGAACAUAUCAAAGGUAUAGCAAAUCAUUUGGAUACAGUCUUGCCAUUAACUGUAGUUUUGUUUUGGCCUGAAGACACCGUAACGGGCUUCCAAUUUGAAAAAGUCAUAUCGUGUAUCAAUUGUCAAAUAAGGCCUCUACCACAGGUAGCUGUCAUUGGUAAUCCGCCUGGUAAACACGAAAUUAUAAUUGAUCAGAUCGAUCCCGAUUACUUUCUUCAUGAAAAACAUGAGCACGUACUACAUGACUUGGCGACAAACCUAGGUAGAGGACAAAUCGGAAAGCAGUUGCAAUAUACACUCCCGACAGAUGAUGGUACAUCGUUUACUGAUAUUAGUGAGUCUGAAGCAGCAAUUUUCAAAGAGGACAUGCAUGUUUUGUAUUGCGACAACCCAUACAGGACGGACUGGGCUGAUCUCAAUAAACCGGAAGAACAGGAGCGGUUGUUCUUUAAGGGUGGGACGUUAAGUUGGCAGGCAUACUACGACUAUGGUCCAGAUCACUUUUACGAUGCGAGAGAUCUUCUCGUUACUAUUCUAAAAAGAAUAAAAACUGAUUUCGUAGACGAAUUUCAAUCCGGAACAAUCAAGCUGUAUCAUGCACCGGGGGCAGGAGGAACCACCCUUGGACAAAAGGUUCUUUGGGAAUUACACGAAUCUACGCCGUGUUUACAAAUACGAUCAGAUACUUCGUCAGAUGUUAAAGACAUAGCAGAGAACAUUGAAAUAAUUUACCGGAAAAAAAAUCGGCCUGUUGUAGUUAUGUUGGACGGGCCUGACGACAAACUGUUUGACCAAUUAAGGCGACAUCUAAAGAUCAUCACUGUUAUCUUUCUUCUCCUUAAGAGAGUUUCUGAUCAUAUGGACACAAGACAUUUUGAUCGUACUCAAUUUUUGCUACCUGGCACGUUGUCUCCGAAUGAAGCAAAGCGCAUUUGCCCUAAAUUUUGCCGGUUUUGUGACAAUAACAAGAAGAAAGACCAAAUCCAGACACUUUUAGAUGAGGUUGUUGCAGGAAAGAAGCACCACCUGAUAGAGUUUGGAUUAGUGACAUAUCUCGGUGAAUAUACGGGAGUCGCUGCCUUCGUGGCAGGGUAUCUUCGACUGAAUCAACAGAACAAGGAAUUGGAGAUUUUUCAAAAGGUUCUGGGAUAUCUUUCCCUCGUGCACUUUUUUGGUCAUGCAGCAAUGUCCAUUCAAUUUUUCUCUAAAAUGCUUGAAAAUUUGCCAGAUAAAAAGGUCAGUUUUCGUCAACUUCCUCAAAAUGUCCGGGAAUUCGUUGUUAUGGAAGACUGCAGACAAAACAGCAUUCGCAUCUGUCAUUUUUUGAUCGCUAAGGAAAUACUGGAACAAAUUCUUUCAAGGGAACAAGUCAACACAAAAGGUCAAGAUUUAAGCGAUGAAGCAAAACUGAAACUUCAACCCUUUGCGCUACAGUUCAUUUAUGAUUUGAAAUCAAGACAGGUUGAUAUAGGAGUAAAAUCACGAGCUGUAUUUGAAAUAAUUCUUCAGACCUUCAUACAACGCGAGAACUUGAUGAAUGAAGCUGACAACCCCAUUCGCAACCACCCUGCUCGAUUUUCACGACUUAUAGAAAGUAUACCUUCCAAACAGCCGUUUACUGAACGUUUAGAAGUGUUCGAGGCUAUCGCAAAUUCUUUUCCAGAAAACCCAAGUUUCUGGGCUCAUCUGGGAAGGGCAUUUGCACUUUUGCGGCUGCAUGAAAAAGAGAAAAUAGAGGGGUUCUUUCAGAAAGCCUUCGGUUUAUGUCAUAAUGAAGAGGCGACAGAGGUUCAGUCGACGUCUGAGUCUUAUGACGAACAUGAACAAGACGAUACUGUGCUCAGCUUUAUACAUCACAUGUAUGGUAUAUUUUAUCUAGCAAAAAUCAAUCAGCGCAUUAAAGAAUGCAAAAGUCUGAGAUCAGAAAUGCAGUUUCAAGAGGAAAUAAGAAAGUUGACCAAAGACGCUGCAAUAGGAUGUCGUGCGUUCGAAGAUUCCACCAGAUACAGUUACGCUGGUUAUCAGGAGUCAUUUGGACGUAUGGGGGAGAUAUCCAUUCGGUUGCAAAUAUGCAGUUUCCUGAAAACGCAUUACAGAUUUACCACAAUCCAAGAGCUUCUUGAUAAAUCAAAAAAUGCUGAUAUCUGGUCAUUUGUUAAGGAAAGUUUGCCCAAGAUACAACAACUAUUCGUCCAGUGUCAUAACGUGGUUGACGCUGCUGAUGCCGAUGCAGCAUUUUACGCAAAAGUUCAACAAUACAAUGAGAUAUUCAAAGGAAUGGUGCCUGCUACAGAUAUAGAACAUAUCAAAGUGCCUGAUACUAUAGAAACAAGACGAGAGGUACUGGCGGCUAUCAAAAUCAAGUAUGGAAAGGAUAAUCAUCUUGGCACUGUUGAUGAUAUAUCUGACGAAUCAGAUGUCAGUCACGUUGUUUACCUGUUGGAACGGAAUCUGAAUGAGUACGGCAGAGGGACAAGACAUACAUCAUCUCGUAUGAGCUUUGAUUUUGAAUUUCUGGAUUGGAUCUACGCCAUCAGGCAUCCGAAACAGCAGAAAAUAUACUCUGUAGAAUAUGUUUUAACACAGGUUCGUCACUGGAACACACUUCUGCAUAGUCCAUAUUCCACGUUUUACCUUUUCAUUCUCCUCAGUGUUUACGGAAUCAAUCAGAAUGCAAUACAAUAUCUCGAAGAAGCAAUGAUUUUGAAGAGCACUGAGAAAUUCAAAUAUCUAAAUAAGAAGAUCCCAAAUUCUAGAACGCCAAAGGAAUGGCUUGCAACAGAAUACGGCAUCAGGCGCCUUCAACCAGGAAAGAAUUUUCAGCGGAUGGAAUCAUUGGACAUCGUUGACGAUGACACAGCGGUCGAGAGGCUACAGUUGGUUAAAGGAACAAUAAGAUAUCCAAACAAACUUCGACAAAAGGGUUACAUCGACCUCGACAUAGAAGCAAACACUGACGUACCAGUACAUGUUUUCUUCCAUCCAAGUCGCACAGAACAUCAACUUGUCGGUACUCACAAUGCAGGAGUUCGUGUGGAAUUUAUGUUGGCUUUUACUGUACAAAAUGGGUUAGAAGGAUACAACGUGAAAAAAUUAGCAAAAUUGAGGUGCAUUAAUUGUGAAUUGAUGACGGAGAUAUUUAGCAACGAAAGGGCUCGAAAGUGCAGAUUUUGUUGAGAUCUCGUAGAAAAUCCUACCGCCUGUAGAUGUGAUUAAUCUUUUCUAUCAGAACCAAGAAAACAUAAUGUGAUAUUAAUAAUCUGGUAGGGCAGACUCUAGUUUCUGCAUAAUGGUUAUUUUAACAUGUUGUUGAUAUCAAAACGGUUGAAAGGGACACACGUAGCUGUUCUCUGAUAUUUUCGAUGUUACGGAAACGGAAAAAAGCGGAUAAAUAUAACUUACCAUUAUAUCUAAAUAUGAAAAUUUUGGGUAUACAUUCUAAAUAUCACAUGUGUUUAUGGCUUUUCUUUUUCUGUUAUUGUUAAAUGUAAUGGUUAUAAAGCAGUAUUGAAUCACAUUUUCCGGAUUCAGAAAGAGCAAAUUUCCCUAGUAGGACAUUUCUGAGAGGAACUAAUGACCUGUUUAUACUAGUCUAAACCCUGUCGGUAAAGGUACGAAAGGCCAUUAUCAUAUAUAUUCACGAACUGUGCAGCAUUUUAAAUGUUCAAUACAUUGUUUUUAAUAAAAUAACCACAUCAACCUAUUUUCAGGGGAAGAAAUCAGCUACAUGUAUCUGAAGAUUAUUUACACAUCUAUUUUAGGAAAUACUGUUGUUUGAAGAACCAUACGACAGCUUUCAAUUUUUUUGAAUUAGUCAUCUAACAUCCAAUUUUCAAAGAGUACACAAUUAAAGACAGAAACUUUUCCUUGCUGUUUUGUCGCCUUUGUUUAUCUUAUAGCUAUAGAUUUUAGCAGAGUUUUAAUGCUAAAAGCAGCUAAAAUGCACAAAAAAGGGAACUCUGGAUUGCUCACUGCAAUAUAAUUCGUGUUGCCUAUUUUUUACCAUGAUGUUUAUUGAUUAUUGAACAAAGUUUAAAGAGCGACGAUCUUCUUACUUUAACCAUAGAAGAAAGAAAAUUGUAUAUUUCAUAUUACAAAUCAUCAUGUUAAGUUUUUAAACAUAUGAUUUAAGGAGUCAUGCUACUUCGAUUGCCUGUCAAUUUUAAGUUCCACGUGUUAUUGAAUAAUUUUAACGUAUCUUUUGAGAGAUGAGUAUUUAUUUUUAUGUACAAAUAUAUAUUCUGUGUGCCAAUUUUUUUUAACAUUACCCCAUAUAGAUGUAAACAUUGUUUUGUUGUGGCAUGGAAAACGGAUUUAAUAAAUUGAAUGUUUAUUGUGUACUGCCUGUAGGUUUUGUCUAACACUGAGGAAAUUCAGUAAGCCUUUCUUCUUGUGAUAUAUUCAUUCGUCUUGAUAUGUUUUAUUCAUACCUGCAAUUAGCUCUGUAAUCAAUAGUUGAUUUUUCAUCCUCGCACACAGGCAAGUAUGAUAGUUUAGUUUGUAAUGGUCUUAUACCUGGAUGACUCCUUAAGAUCAGGCAAGCUUGCAUCGAGUAUAUGUCACUGUUUCUUAAACGUUAAAUAUGAAACAAGUUGUGAAGAGUUCACCCAUUAUAAAACUUGUUAGCUUGGCCUAAAUGUCAGUCAUCAAGCUAACAAUUUGUUAAACAUUGGUCACAUGGACUUGUUUAUGUGAGUUUUUUUCAAUUACCUUCACGAUAACGCUGACUUAUACGGAUUACAUGAUAAAGUCAUACUUAAAGAUGCUCAUCUACUCAAUUAUUUUUUAAUUACCACUUAUUUACUAAAAAUAUUCAAAACUUUAAAUUUUCAUUUUUAGAAAGAUUAAAUACUUUUCAGCAAUUCUCUGCAAAUUAUAUACUAUGUAUAUGUCAGGAUGCACGGUAGUCCAGUGGUAGGACGCCGGGCGCGUAACCGAAGGGUUGCG